This is a messenger RNA of Symsagittifera roscoffensis, 1627 nucleotides long. Its product is annotated as F-box only protein 16-like. Gene Ontology annotation, molecular function: protein binding. The coding region runs from base 206 to 1477 and encodes 423 amino acids. Lineage: Eukaryota; Metazoa; Xenacoelomorpha; Acoela; Convolutidae. The record is from RefSeq and is a predicted model, not a curated record. The transcript is spliced from 8 exons.
AUUUCAGUACAGUAUAAUAAAUUUGCACGUGCGUUUUUGAAGCCUCAUCCGUGUAAAGCAAAAAUGAGUCAGUCCCUUAAGCUGUAAAAAACAAUCUAUGAUACAAUGAGUUAUAUCAGAUCAAAUUUAUUCAGCUAACCAUUUGUGUUUUAAACAAUUUUUGCGCCAUUUUGUUGAACUACUGCUCCCAAUCUGAAGGGAUUUAAUGAUGAACAAUACUGGUGCCCUGAAAAGUAGCUGGACGCCACUGAAGAAGGGAUCGGCUGCAAACGAGCAGUUAUUCGAAGAAAGGCGAGCUCUUCUCUUUAAGUGGUGGCAAAAGUGGACCAAUGAGCAAAGAGUGGUUAUUCUGCAAGAUCUACUGGAGAACAGUCGCAAUGAGCAGAAGCAGUUCGCAGAGACACACCUCAAGAAGACAUUUCCGGCCAGACAACUGGACUUCACCAGAGUUCUCCCCAGACAUCUGUCUCUCUAUAUAUUCUCAUUUCUGGAUCCACGCAGUCUCUGCAGAUGCUCACAGGUGUGUUGGUUCUGGAAAUACUUGACAGAAGAGGAUGUGCUAUGGAUGGCGAAGAACUUGAGAUUCGGAUGGGAUCUGGGUUUCAAACCGACCCCUUUCGAAACUGGCAUCUGGAAAAGAAACUACAUCCAAAAAGUCGAGGACCUCAUCCUCAACAACCCAGAUCCCGAACCAGCUUCUGAGAAGAAGAAGUCUGCCUCCAAACACAGUCGUGACCACCAUGACUUGGAGGAAGCAUCGCCCUCUCGCGGCAGCAACAGACGUAGCACGAUGGGAGGCACUUCCUCCUCGUUCGACCCUCCUCCGUGGAAGGCCAAUGAUAGACACCCAACAGAUCUCAUUAGAUACAACUUCUUGGACAAUGAUGACAGCCGAGACAGGAGUCAGUACUUAUUUGCUGACAAAAAGCAAAAAGCAAUGCAAUCCAAGCGAGAAGAAAUGAUGAGAAAGUCGAUGACAGGGGUCAAUAUUCCCCCAGGUUUUACUCUUCCCCAACCACUGAGUCAUAGUCAGAAGUCACCACCUGGCUACAAAGCCGCGGCAGGACACCAUACCAGCUCAAAGAUGAUUCAGGAAAUGCAGAAAAAUUACGCCGAGACCGGAUCUCUCAUUAGGACCCAAACAUCCCCUGUCAAGUCGAUUCUCAGAAACUCAAUGUCAGUCACUCAAUCUCUAUCCAAACACGAACAGCGACCGAGUCCCAAUUACGAACAAGCCGAGAGAGAAAACAGUACCGAGUCGUCACCCGAGAGCAAACAAUUGACAGCCUCGUUCUCGGGCACGACUCCUAUGUUCGGACUACCAGUCGGUCCGGGCGGGGAUGACCCGAGAGCAAAACUUAGAGCUCCUUCUCCUUCCAAGUCGAUCGGAAUAACAAGGACUAGCAGAGAUUUACCAAGUCACGAUUUAUUCCCUGUGAAACCAUGGAAGCUGGCUGAUGCAGAAGAUUCAGAUUAAAUCAACUGUCGAAGUUUUAAAAAAUCACAGCUCUCUUCAAUGUCAUCUUCAGAGGCUGAAGAUUUGGUUCUGAAGAAUAAUAAAAUAAACUAAAUAUUUGUAAACAAUUGAACUGAACAAAUUUAUUGAUGUAAUUACCAAAAAUUUAAA